This is a messenger RNA of Hirundo rustica (Barn swallow), 650 nucleotides long. It is a transcript of the gene ID1, whose product is annotated as inhibitor of DNA binding 1. Gene Ontology annotation, biological process: circadian regulation of gene expression; cell differentiation; negative regulation of transcription by RNA polymerase II. The coding region runs from base 1 to 363 and encodes 120 amino acids. The transcript is spliced from 2 exons. Gene Ontology annotation, molecular function: protein dimerization activity; transcription regulator activity. Gene Ontology annotation, cellular component: cytoplasm; nucleus. The record is from RefSeq and is a predicted model, not a curated record. NCBI's taxonomy places the organism in Eukaryota, Metazoa, Chordata, Aves, Passeriformes, Hirundinidae.
AUGAAGGUCGCCGCUGUCGCUCCUUCGCCGCUGCCCGCGGGCGCCGGCGGCCCGCUGAAGGCGGUGCGGCCCGGGGAGGCCGCUCGCUGCGGGCCGGGCCCAGGGGUGUCUCCGGUGGCGGCGGAGCAGGCGGCCGCGGCGCUGCUGUACGAUAUGAAAGGCUGCUACUCGCGGCUGCGGGCGCUGGUGCCGACGCUGCCGCGGCACCGGAAGGUCUCCAAGGUGGAGCUGCUGCAGCACGUUAUCGACUACAUCUGGGACUUGCAGCUGGAGCUGCAGUGCGGCCCCCCUCGCCCCGCCGCUGCUGCGGACUCCCCUGAGGCUCCGUGCAUUCCCGCUGCCGAUCGGAUCCUCUGCCGCUGAGACCGCUCUGGACCCUGCACGGACAUCAUUCCCGGGAUCCCGGUCCCACUCACCACGGACAUCGUCCCUGGGACCCCGUCCCUGAGCACCGCGGCUCACCUGCAUCCCUGGCUCCCCGGCGGCGCUGCCCUGGGGGUCCCCCCGCAGCCUGGGCAGGGGGUGCUGUGAGCCGGAUCCUUCCUUCUCAGAUUGCUGAGAGCAUUCCCCGUAUUGUAUAUUACAAUGAUGCUGGAGAAUAUUGUUCUACAAUAGCUGGAGUUUUGUUAUUAAACAAGCCCUGAUGACCA